AUGGCUCUCGGCAAGAGAGACUUGGAAGCUCCACAAAAUGAGGCCAUUACGGAAGAAGAAGAUGAGGACUCGCCGGUCGAACAAGUCCGUCUCACCGUCUCCACUCACGACGACCCUUCCCUUCCUGUUUGGACGUUUCGAAUGUGGUCUCUGGGCUUGCUCUCCUGUGCUCUACUCUCGUUCGUUAACACCUUCUUCGGUUACCGGACCGAACCGCUCAUCAUCACCAUGAUCUCUAUCCAGGUUGUAACGCUGCCAAUUGGCCGGUUCAUGGCGAAGGUUCUGCCUGAGCGGACAUUCCGGCUCGGUUCGUGGGAGUUCUCGUUAAACCCAGGACCGUUUAACAUGAAAGAGCACGUCUUGAUCUCCAUAUUCGCGAAUGCUGGCUCGGAUUUCGGUAACGGCACCGCUUACGCAGUGUCGAUUGUGGAUAUUAUAAAGGCUUUUUAUAUGAGAAACAUCUCUUUCUUGACCGGUUGGAUCCUAGUUACCUGUACCCAGCUUUUAGGGUAUGGCUGGGCUGGAAUGAUGAGAAAGUACGUGAUAGAUCCAGCAGAGAUGUGGUGGCCAACUAGUCUUGUGCAAGUCUCACUUUUCAGAGCACUGCAUGAGAAAGACGAAAACAGAAACGCAAUCUCCAGGAGCAAAUUCUUCUUCGUAGCACUCGUAUGUAGUAUGGUUUGGUACGUGGUCCCAGGUUUUCUGUUCCCGACCAUUUCCAACCUUUCCUUGCUAUGUUUGCUGUACCCAAAAUCAGUACUGGUUCAGCAAAUAGGAUCCGGAAUGAAGGGCCUAGGAAUCUUGUCCUUCACCUUCGACUGGUCCGUCGUAGCUUCCUACCUCUUCAGCCCUCUGAUCACUCCCUUCUUCGCCAUCGCCAAUAUUUUCGUCGGCUACGUUGCUAUCGUCUAUGUUCUCAUUCCCAUAAGCUACUGGGGGUUUAACCUCUACGACGCCAAAAACUUUCCCUUGUUCUCCUCCCACUUGUUUACCAGCCAAGGCCAACCCUACAACGUUAGUGCGAUUGUUAACGACCGGUUUGAGCUGGACACCGUGGCAUACGCUCAACAGGGCCGCGUAAACCUCAGCACCUUCUUUGCUCUUUCUUGCUAUGGUCUCAGUUUUGCCUCAGUUGUUUCCAUUCUCACUCACGUUGCUUUGUUCAAUGGAAAGGAUAUAUAUCAGACGUUCCGAUCUUCACGCAAAGGAAAGGAAGAUAUACACACGAGGCUUAUGAAGAAAUAUAAAGACAUUCCUGGUUGGUGGUUCUACCUCAUCCUUGCGCUCUCAUUAGCUCUGUCUCUUUUUUUGUGUAUCUUCAUGAAACACGAGGUUCAGUUGCCAUGGUGGGCGCUACUCCUUGCGACUGCUAUUGCCUGUAUUUUUAGCCUUCCCAUAAGUAUCAUUACAGCCACUACAAACCAGCAACCAGGGCUAAACGUUAUCACAGAGUACAUUAUCGGUCUGAUUAUGCCUGGGAAGCCAAUAGCCAACGUUUGCUUCAAAACGUUUGGAUAUAUAAGCAUGAGUCAAGCUGUUUCCUUUCUCACUGAUUUUAAGUUGGGACAUUACAUGAAGAUUCCUCCAAGAUCAAUGUUCAUAGUUCAGAUUGUUGGAACCUUUUUAGCGGGCACCGUAAAUAUGGCGGUGGCCUGGUGGCUACUAACGACCAUUCCCAACAUAUGCCAAGACACUUUGCUUCCUCCAGACAGUCCCUGGACGUGUCCGGGCGAUCGCGUGUUCUAUGACGCGUCAGUAAUAUGGGGCUUAUUAGGGCCGCGCCGAAUUUUCGGGUCAAUGGGACGUUACAGCGCCAUCAACUGGUUCUUCUUGGGUGGCGCAUUGGCGCCCGUUUUGGUUUGGCUGGCUCACCGAGCCUUCCCGAAACAACGUUGGAUCAGACUUAUAAACCUGCCGGUGCUCCUCGGAGCCACAUCAACCAUGCCGCCCGCGACAACCUUGAACUUCAACAGCUGGUUGCUUGUCGGGACAAUAUUCAAUUUCUUUAUCUUCCGGUAUAGGAAGAAUUGGUGGCGGCGCUACAACUAUGUUCUCUCGGCCGCGUUGGAAGCAGGGCUGGCUUUCAUGGCGGUGAUCUUGUACUUCGGCUUUGGCAUGAGGAAUGUGAGCGUUGAUUGGUGGGGAAGUCGGGGAGAGCACUGCGAUUUGGCUUCCUGCCCAACCGCACCUGGAAUCCAAGUUGAUGGAUGUCCAGUUUUUUAG
Messenger RNA from Ipomoea triloba (trilobed morning glory), 2223 nucleotides. RefSeq names its product oligopeptide transporter 2-like. Gene Ontology annotation, biological process: transmembrane transport. Gene Ontology annotation, molecular function: oligopeptide transmembrane transporter activity. NCBI's taxonomy places the organism in Eukaryota, Viridiplantae, Streptophyta, Magnoliopsida, Solanales, Convolvulaceae. The transcript is spliced from 5 exons. The record is from RefSeq and is a predicted model, not a curated record. Bases 1 to 2223 code for a protein of 740 amino acids.